CGCACGACAGAAGCACCAGUUUCGAAUCAGCAUGGACGACUUUCGCCUGCUCUCGGCCGCCGACCUGGCGCUCCAUCGCUCGACGACGCAAGCGAUCGCUGCGCGCGCGACGACCACGGCACAGAACCAGCGCCGCCACCCAACGUACCUCAAGAGCCAGGGCUACAAGCUCGCGAUGACCAAGCACGGCUUCCAGGCCUUCCAACGCUCCUGCCCGAAUUCGUCCUUUAUGGAGUUCGUCAUCCUUGGCCACUGCGAUGCGUCGCUCGAUGAGAUGGCCGAGGGACUCUACGCGUCGACGACGCAGGCCCAUCGCACGGUGCAGGCCUUGCUGUACAAGCACAGCUUCCUCGACGGCGCGGUCCUCCAGGUCGCCGACACCAAGACACUGGACGACCCGUUUUGUUGGUUUGGUAUCAAGUACGCGCGGGUGCAGCUUCACGCCAUGUUCCAGCCGCGCGACACCGUCUACGCCGAGCUGUCGGGCACGACAGUCGAGGACGGUGUGCGAACGCUGUACCAAGUCCGUCACUCGAUCGAGGCAGAUGCCUUUCCACCACUGCACAACGUCGUUCGGUUCUCGUACGAGAUGGGGUGGGUCUUCUCGGAGCUCCCGAACGGCCGCGUCCAGUUUAGCAUCGUCGGCCACCUCAAUCCCCAAGGCAAGAUCCCGCCGUGGUUCUUCAACAAGCGGACAGCGCAAAAGCACGCGCUGAACGCCGCGACGUUUUCCGACAUUGCUCGCCUCCGUCGGCUCGUGGAGGCUCCUCCGGCGCCGCAGCACCGGCCCCGCGACCCAACGUAG
Messenger RNA from Saprolegnia parasitica CBS 223.65, 805 nucleotides. RefSeq lists its product as hypothetical. The record is from RefSeq and is a predicted model, not a curated record. NCBI's taxonomy places the organism in Eukaryota, Oomycota, Saprolegniomycetes, Saprolegniales, Saprolegniaceae. The transcript has 2 exons. The coding region runs from base 32 to 805 and encodes 257 amino acids. Gene Ontology annotation, molecular function: lipid binding.